Gastrolobium bilobum is the source of this 786-nucleotide messenger RNA. RefSeq lists its product as uncharacterized. Lineage: Eukaryota; Viridiplantae; Streptophyta; Magnoliopsida; Fabales; Fabaceae. The coding region runs from base 108 to 671 and encodes 187 amino acids. The transcript is spliced from 2 exons. The record is from RefSeq and is a predicted model, not a curated record. Gene Ontology annotation, molecular function: structural constituent of ribosome; 5S rRNA binding. Gene Ontology annotation, cellular component: ribosome. Gene Ontology annotation, biological process: translation.
UUCGAACAGCCCCUUAUCGAUGUCGGUCCUCACGCUUCAAAUCUUUCCCUAAUUUUGAAUAAAUCUUCUUACUGGUAGCGCUUUGAUUCCAGUUAGUCCUGUACUCCAUGUUGAAGCAAACAAUUGGCAGAGUUUGCAGAACCAGUGUUUAUGCUUGCGACGUUAACAGAGUUUUGCCUUCGAUUUAUGUGCCUUCAUGCUUUUUCCACAAUGGACAUGCGAAAAUGGCACCUAGAAGCUUUUUUGGGGUAGAGGAUUUCCUGGAUGAUGACAACAGCCGACCUUACACAUACCAGAAAGGGAAGAAGUCAAAGAAUCCAAAUAAACAUGUAUCAUUCAAACAAAGAACAAUUGCUUACAUGGAACCUUUUACUCUUGACGUGUUUAUCUCAAAACGGUUUGUAUCAGCUUCACUCACUCAUAGGGUGACAAGCAAACAGGUUGCAGUUGCUGGUACCAACUCCAAGGACAUAAAAGCUGUUCUAAAGUCUCGUUCAGACAUACCUGCAUGCAUAGCCAUUGGUCGGAUUUUAGCUGACAGAGCAAGAGAAGCUGAUGUUUACACUGCUGCUUAUACUCCAAGGGAUAGGGACAGGUUUGAAGGGAAAAUCAGAGCUGUAGUUCAAUCACUUAUUGAUAACGGAAUUGAUGUCAAGGUUUAUCUUGAUUGAGUCACAAAAGUUUUUUGAGCAAACAUUAUCUAUUAAGUUAUUGAGAUUCUGGUUGAAGCAAUCUUGUCCCAUUAUGUAUUUGAUCAUGUCCAUUUAGCUUGAAAAUUGAUAAUGA